This is a messenger RNA of Apodemus sylvaticus (European woodmouse), 672 nucleotides long. Its product is annotated as fatty acid-binding protein 12-like. Bases 243 to 527 code for a protein of 94 amino acids. Gene Ontology annotation, biological process: fatty acid transport. Gene Ontology annotation, molecular function: fatty acid binding. The record is from RefSeq and is a predicted model, not a curated record. Lineage: Eukaryota; Metazoa; Chordata; Mammalia; Rodentia; Muridae. Gene Ontology annotation, cellular component: nucleus; cytosol. The transcript has 3 exons.
GUUAAAGUGUGUAAGAACCAUCAUUAAAAGUAGGAUCUGAAAAGAGAAAGUUACAAAGAAGUCUGGGGCACUGAGCAGUAGCAUUGUCUCAAACACAGAUAUCAUCUUAAAGAUCAGAGGCAAGGCAAGAGUCUCAUUUUCUGUUGUUCUGUUUUGCACGGUGGUAUGGUGUAAAUGUGAAAAGUCUCCAAGAGGGAAUGCCAGUGCACACAUCCAUAUGAAGCAGUUUUCAUUGAGACGCAAUGGUGGACCAGCUUCAAGGAACAUGGAAAUCUGUUUCUUGUGAAAAUUUUGAAAACUACAUGAAGGAAUUGGGAGUGGGAAGAGCCAGCCGGAAACUGGGCUGUCUGGCAAAGCCCACUGUGACCAUCAGCACAGAUGGGGAUCUGAUCACCAUCAAAACCAAAAGCAUCUUUAAAAACAAGGAUAUUUCCUUCAAGCUGGGAGAGGAGUUUGAGGAAAUCACACCAGGUGGCCGAAAAAGCAAGGUGAGGCCUACAGCAGAUCUUCAGAGGCCUUGCAUAUAGAUGUUAAUUAGAGAUAUUGUGUUAGGAUGCAACAACCAACAUACAUUUCAAGAGUCUCACACACAGUUUUUCCUUUUAUCUCAUGCCUCCGAUUGAAAUGCAGCAUUUGUUUAUACUAUGAACUCCCCCUGCAUUUUAUUAAUUG